GAUGAAACAAGUCCCAAUGGCAUAUGCUUUCAUGUCCCGUCGUCAAAAAAUUGAUUACAGGAAGGUAAGUUGCUUUUGGACAUUUUCUAUGACAAUCUACUCUAAAUUUCGCAUUAAGUAAAUUAAAACAAAAUUGGUCAUUUAUAGAUAUAUUAAUAAAUAAAUAUCCUUUUCCAGGUGUUCUCUACCCUUGCAGAAGAAAUGGGAGGGCUGGAGUCACUGUGUGUGUCAAGCGGGUGAUGGCUGACUUCGAGCGCGGGGUAUGGCGGGCCGUCCGAGGGCUACUACCCAUGGUCGAGAUCAGAGGAUGCGUAUUUCACUGGGAGCAGGCCAUCCGGAGAAAAGUGCAAGCCCUUGGUCUUGAUAACGAAUUCCACAAAGGACAGGAAUCCUAUAGGACAAUCAAGAAGCUGAUGGCAUUGCCUUACUUGCAUCACCGCCACAUUCCUGACCAGUUUGCCGCCAUCAAAGCCACAACAGAAGACACGAGCCUGUACCCCCUUUGCACCUAUGAAGAGAACACCUGGCUUUUUUCAACUGUUUGGCCAAUCACCAGCUGGUCCGUGUAUGGCAUGACAGUGAGGACCAACAACGAUUGUGAAGGAUGGCACAAGAAGGUCAACCAGGCGGCCGGCAAAAGGAACCUUGAGUUCUUCCUUUUGGUGAACCUCCUUCACAAAGAAGCCCUGUAUGUACCCCAGGUACCACAGUUGCUGGCCUGGGAUCAACUGUCACGCCACCAAUCGCGGAAGACCAGGGCAUUUAACCAGCAGAUACAAGACAUCUGGACAGAAUAUUCACAGGGCAUCAAGACUCCAUCCCAGACCCUUAUUCUAAUAACAUCUCUCAUAACUAAGAAGUAG
Messenger RNA from Haliotis rubra (blacklip abalone), 863 nucleotides. RefSeq lists its product as uncharacterized. Lineage: Eukaryota; Metazoa; Mollusca; Gastropoda; Lepetellida; Haliotidae. The transcript is spliced from 3 exons. The record is from RefSeq and is a predicted model, not a curated record. The coding region runs from base 240 to 863 and encodes 207 amino acids.